AUGGCGCCCUGGGGUGCUCGUCCUUCCGUGAUCGCGCUUGAGCGAGGACGCGGCAUCGGUUCGACCGCGGUCGUCACACGGCCCGGCCUGCUCUACCUGCUCGCCCUCCUGGCCGCCGGCGCGGGGCUCGCGCGCGUGCUGCUGCGGCGCUACCGCGAAGGAGGGCCCGAGGCCCUCCUGCCGGGCGCCCUGCGCCGGCUGCGGCAGAGCUGCCGUCUGGCUCCGCAGCCCUCGAGCCGCCUCGGGCAGAUUUGGUGGAGCAGGCCCGGGCAGACCCUCGAGGGGGCGGCCAUCGUCGCAAUUGCGCCCGCCGUGCAGGAGGCCGCCCUGUGCCCCGAGAGCGCGCCCCGCCCGGCUGGGCUUCCUCCGCCGGCGGCAGGCGGCCGCCCCGCCGCGGCGCCGCCCCGGCCGAGGAGCCGCAGCCCGCGGAGGCUGCCCGCCGCUGCCGACGCGGGCGCGGCAGCGGCCGAGGGCGGCGGGUCGUCGCUGGGCGUGUCCGCGGGGUCCGCUGCCGCUGCCGCGGCUCCCUUCGUCGCGGCAGCGGCCGAGGGCGGCGAGUCGUCGCCGGGCGUGUCCGCGGGGUCCGCUGCCGCUGCCGCGGCGCUCUUCGCGGCCUCCGCGGCAGCCGCGGCCGCCGCCGCGGCCGCUGCCGCGGCGCAGGGCGGCGACGGUGCCGCUACGGAGCUCCUGGUCCGCGCUCCGGCCGAGGGUGGCGCUGGCGCUGGCGUCGGCGAGGACGAGGAGGAGGAGGACUCCGACGGGGAGACGUCCGAGGAGUCCGAGGACGCGGCGAUGGAGCCUGCGGCACAGCCCGAGAAGGCGUCGCAGGCGCCCCUCAUGGCCCCUCCGACGCCUCCUCUGGCGCCAGAGCGCCACGUCCAGCAGCGCCCCUGGGACGACCGGCCAGCCGCGUUCGACUUUGACGACUGCUGGACCGAGAAGGACGAGGAGGGGUGGCACGACGAGGCGGACCGAGACUACUACGCGGCGCUGGGCCUGCCGAAGGGCAGCGACGUCACCCCGAGCCGUGCGCGGUCCGCUUACGCCGACCUGUCCACGAAGGUGCACCCGAGCCAGGCCCAGCGCCGCGCGGGCUUCGGCGCCGAGCAGGCCGCCGUCCGGGAUGCCUACAGGGAGCUGCUGCGCAAGUUCUGGCUGGUGACGGAGGCGUACCUGGUCCUGAAGGACCCCGAGCGCCGGCGCAUCUACAACGAGUGCGGCAUGGAGGGGCUGCGCAGGAGCGAGAGCGGCAAGCGGGCGCCGAGGUUCGACGAGGACGCAUUCGAGGUGUACGAGGCCUUCUGGGGCGGCCAGGACCCAGAGGACAGGGACUUCCUGCUCAUGAGCGGCAGGCCCGAGGACGACCGCGACAGCGGCUCCGAGCACGAGCACGAGUGGGACCAGAGCGCCAUGUUCCGGGCGGCCAUGCGCGCGGAGGCCGAGCGGAAGGCCGCCGCCGCCGCGAGGCCAGAGGCGGCGGAGGCGCGGCUGCCCCCGGAGCUGGCGCGGCAG
Molecule: messenger RNA, 1512 nt
Organism: Prorocentrum cordatum
Lineage: Eukaryota; Dinophyceae; Prorocentrales; Prorocentraceae
Source: the annotation of a GenBank genome assembly